AUGGGGGAGGAAGGAGAGGGGGGUCCCCAAAUCCCCAUAGAGGUUUACGAUAUCCUCAGCUGUGCCGCGAAGGCGGCCGCGCUCGACCAAUCGCGAAGCGAGGGAGGGGGCGGGCGGGCUGACAGCGUAGCCCGGACCGAUAGGGGGCGUGGUUUGCCGCCGGCGCAUGCGCAGAGGAGCGGGACCCUGCUAGCCGCGGCUGUGAGGGGAGGCGGACCUGCUGUGAGACGUGUCCCAGCGGAAGCGCAGCAAAGGAUCCGGCUCCCCUCAGGUGAGCGAGCUGGGUCAGUCCCUGCUUGUCAAAGACCAGAAAAAAAAUCCACAUCAAGAGAAUGGCAAUUAAGAAAGAUACAUCGCCGAUCGUCCUGGUGCUUAACCAUCGCCUGGAUCCGUGCUUCAGCCGGGGAGCCCCGUCACGACGAAGGAUCGGAGAGACUUUCCCGGCAACUGAGAAUUUCGGUGACCCGGCUGGGAUGCUGCCUCGGAAACUUGACGAACCCACGGGAUGGUGAAGACUGGCAUCGCCUAAGUGGUUUUUCGGGGAGAUCCUCUGAUCCCCUGAUCCGACUGGAAAAGCCUGUCCGUAAGACUGGACGCAAGAAAUUCCCACAGGACUCUGCUAUUAAGGGAAACCCGGGAAGAAAGGCGAGAUUACACGUUAUUACGGUGACGUGCCUGGAGUGUCGCCUGGGGUCAGAAGAAAGCCUCGAUUGCGCGAUGAUGUGUGAUUCUGAGCGACCCUACGGUUUUAACAUUAGAGAAGGAUUGGGGAAAGAAGUUAAAGAUGUGCUGUUCGCCACGUAGAUGUCUGGGCCCCCUGCACACCAACCAGACCCCGUGCACCUUGCUGGGCCUCUGUACACACCAACGAGGCCCUCUAGAGCACAACCACACCUCCUAGACUUUGCCUGGCUACUCUGCAAGCCACCGGACCCCGAGCUCACUACUUGGCCCCCCUGGAACAUCUCUGGGCCACCAGAUGGCCAAUUACACCCCCUGAACCUCACCGAGAGCCCCUACGCCUCGCCUGGACCCCGUGCACCUCAACCAGCCCCCUUGCAGCCCGACAAGAUGCCCGGCACACCAAACUUACCCUCUAUAUGCUGAGACCUCUGUAGUCGGCUUGGCCCUGGUGUGCUAACUGAGCACCCCGCAUGCCAACUGUACCCCCUGACAGCAACCAGAUGCCCUGCACCCUGUCGGUGUCACCUGAACCCCAGCCAGCCCCCCCUACAACUUGCAUGGCCAGAACAGCAUUUUAGGCCCGCAGCGAAAACUUUUCACAUAAAGCACUAGGAGGUACAAUCGUCACUGUACAGCACUGUUUCCUCCAAGCUACCAUGCUGCACACAGCAAUCCCUGCCUAGCUGCUUCCUUUCACUGGGAACACACAAACGUUCAGCAGAGCCAGAGCAGCGCUUUUAGGCCCACAGCGAAAACUUCUCAUGGAAAGCCCCUGCACGUACGAGGGUUGCCGUACAGCACUGUUUCCUCCAAACUAGAGUGCCAACUUAAGUGCCAGCUUGACUGCUAGCUUGAGUAGUACUUUUACUUGGGGUACUAUAUAAGUACUAUAUUUUAUAAGCAAUAUGUAUAAGAAGCAAUAUAUGUAGUACAUUAAGUGAUACAAUAAUUGAUACGAAAUACAUUAUGUAUUGUAAUAUAUAAGUAAUAUUUUAUAUAUGUUAUAUAUUAGUACUACAAUAGUAAUAUUUAGGUGAUAUGUAAUCACUGAAGUGACAACUUGAGUGCCAACUGUAGAAGUACUUUUACUUGGGGUACUAUAUAAGUACUACAUAUUAUAAGCAAUAUACAUGAGAAGCAAUAUAUAUAAUACAUUGAGUGAUACAAUAACUGAUACGAAAUAUAUUAAGUAAUGUAAUAUAUAUUACUAAUAUAUUACUAAUACAUUAAGUAAUAUAUAUUAUAUGAUAUAUCUCAGAGUGCCAUCCUGAGUGCCACUUUUACUUGGGGUACUAUGUAAGUAGUAUAUAUUAUAGGCAAUAUAUAUAAGAAGCAAUAUAUAUAAUAUAAAGUAGUACAUUAAAUGAUACAUUAAGUGCUACGCAAGUGCUAUGUAAUAUAUUAAUGUAAUAUAUAAGUAAUAUAUUAGUACUAUUUAGGUGAUAUAUAUCAUAAUAUGUAACCACUGAAGUGCCAACUUGAGUGCCAACUGAAGUAGUUCUUUUACUUGGGGUACUAUGUAAGUAGUAUAUAUUAUAGACAAUAUAUAUCAGAAGCAAUAUAUAGUACAUUAUGUGAUACAAUAAGUGAUAUUAAAUAUAUUACGUAAUGUAAUAUAUAAGUAA
Tyto alba (common barn owl) is the source of this 2309-nucleotide messenger RNA. RefSeq lists its product as uncharacterized. The record is from RefSeq and is a predicted model, not a curated record. Lineage: Eukaryota; Metazoa; Chordata; Aves; Strigiformes; Tytonidae. Bases 1 to 804 code for a protein of 267 amino acids. The transcript has 8 exons.